AUGCUGGUGACCACCACGAACACCGUCCAGGGCAAGGAACUGGAUUACAAGGGACUGGUAACGGGUGAGGCAAUUCUUGGUGCCAAUCUGUUCAAGGAUCUGUUCGCCGGUAUCCGGGAUAUCGUCGGCGGACGUUCGGGUGCCUAUGAGGAAGAGCUUGCCAAGGCACGCGAAAUAGCCGUCAACGAAAUGUGCCAGCAGGCCCAGGCAAUGGGCGCGAACGCGGUUAUCGGUGUCGAUCUCGACUAUGAGACUGUUGGUCAGAACGGUUCGAUGCUGAUGGUCAGCGCAACCGGCACGGCAGUCUGGAUCCGGUAG
Effrenium voratum is the source of this 318-nucleotide messenger RNA. Lineage: Eukaryota; Dinophyceae; Suessiales; Symbiodiniaceae. The record is from the annotation of a GenBank genome assembly.